Amoebophrya sp. A120 is the source of this 3500-nucleotide messenger RNA. The record is from the annotation of a GenBank genome assembly. NCBI's taxonomy places the organism in Eukaryota, Dinophyceae, Syndiniales, Amoebophryaceae.
AUGUCCUCUUGCAUGGAGGGUAUCGUGGGUUCGCCACUACAUGGACCGGGCGCCAUCCCACCGCGCGCCAGGUCGCCCAUAGGCACCACGGCCGCGGUCUUGAUGGCAGACAGUUCGCGGUGUUCGGUGACGAAGGAUUUGGUGCAAAACCUCUACACGCUGAAUCGCGAGGCGUCUGCCCAACAGGAUGCCAUCACACAGCAGACCUUCCAGCACCUGUACGCCCAGAACCGGGCUCUCCAGCAGAUGCUCGAGGACCGAAGCGCCGAGUGGAAAAAGAUGCUCGACGAAGCGACCUUGCAAUGGAACCGAGAGUUGUUGGAGGCCACGAAACAGUGGGAGGAAAGGGUAAACCGCGUGACGGACAACGUCACCAACCAGUUUCAACAGCUGCAGACGAUGAUUGCGAAGCGGGAUCAGGCGGUGAUUUAGGAUUUUGUGAUUUUGGUGCUACUGGAGCUAAUGUUUUGUUUCAUGGAACCAAAGUUGGCAUCAUCUUCAAUGCCAUGUUGCAUAUCUAUGUUAUAUCUUAUUCCAGCAGGAGCGAGUGCGUCGAGCGUAUUCGGAAAAAUCGAAAAUCACAGACGCAAGAUGAAUUCGCCCAGCUACGUGCCCACAUGGUAAACGAACACGCUAGCCUUCAGACGCUUCACGACCGUGCUGACAAGACCAUGCACGAGCAAAACCUGCGGUUGGCAGCGUUAGAGCAAGAAAUCGAGGAGGCGGUACAUUGACCACUAAUUUGAAAAAUGCACGUGGCGCACCUUAAGUGCAAUAAAGUUCUUUAGCGUUUUUCCUCUUCAUAACGGCGUUUUUUGCUUUUGAUACCCAACCUCAGCCCGCUGUUGCUGACUCCGUGUAAUUUAUUUCUACACGAACGACCACACACCUCAGGCCCGCACGAAGGCGCUGGAGCAGACGGUAAACGGCCUCGCAAAGGACCUGCGCGACAUGAACACCAAGGUGGCCGGAAGCGAGUCCACGACGAACCAGAACAUGAACCGCAUGAUGCAAAAUGUGCAGAACGUCCACGAAACGCUGCUGCAAGAGAUCAACGGGAGCCGGUCAGAGAUGCUGGAGAGACACAGCAAUUUGGAGGACCAAGUGGGGUCGCACGCGAAGAAGCACGAAUACAGCUUCGCGGCGCUGCAGAAGGAGCUCCGCAGCGGUCACGAAUUCGUGCAGAAGGACCUGGAAAAGUCCAAAGACGAGUUCGGCGCGAAGCUGCACACCAGCCACAUGGCUUUGGACAAGCAGAUUCUGGGUUGCGUGAAGGACUUCGAUUUGAGGCUGACACGAGUGCUGGAAGAGGUGAAAUCGUGCGAACUCCGCACAAAGGAGGGCUUUAGCAACGCCUCCGCCGACGUCGCGCAGGUGCGGACGACCAUACUGCAAAAGGUGCACGAGGAGGAGACUACGCGGGACCACUUGCUGGCGCAAGUGCGGGACGCGAUAGACUACACCAAUAAGGGCUUCGAGCAGCGAACCGACGAGCUCGGGAAGAAGCUCGAUGCCGAGCAGCGGGCCAGAAACCAGGAGUGCUCCGCUUUGGGCAUGACGAUGGGCGACGUGCAGACAAAAGUGGACGAAGCCUUUCAUGAGCUCAGCAGUUUUCGCCACCAAGCAAAUUUGGAAUUCAUUAAAGAGAAGCAGUUAGCGGAUUCUGUCAACGAAGUCACACAGAAAGUCUUGGUGGAGGUAUUUAUUUUUCAGAAGAUUUUUUGCGUCACAUCGCUCGCAAGGUUUUUCGGGUUGCUCCGUUCUGCUGGUAGUACGACGAUGAUCAACUUGCGAUGUCUCUGCUUGCGAAAAAGGGUAAACAAGGCAUCUGGCUACACUAACAUCCUACAUACAGGCAAAUCGCCGCAACGCGGAGAACGAGCAGCUUACCGCAGCUCUGUACGACGUGAAGGCGGGUAUGGCGGAGAUAGACAAACACUCGACCAGCAGGACGCAAGACUUGGAGAAAAUCGUCGGACAACAGAAGGGCGACCUGAUGGCCCGCUUCGACGAAGUGUGGAACGAGCUUCAGGUGCAGCAGCUUACCAAUCAGAAAAUCGAGGGCACCGUGGCGCAGCACAACGUGGAACGAGUAAAGGACAACGAUAAGCGCAAAGUCGAGAUAUCGGAUCUGCGGGACUGGUGCGAAAAGACGACACAGGUAUCUAUGCAUAAAUAGGCAAGCAAAGGGGUCGUAGCCGGCUUCCCUUGGCCUUUUCUUGUGUGAAAGGAAGUGUUUGCGCUCGUCAGAAGGGAGUGGCACACUGAAUUAAAGUCAAGUCAUGAUAGAUUCGCCAAAAAAAAUCAAGGCCAUCUCCGGCGAAAUGGAGCGACGAGUCCAGCAGGGUUGUGACUUGCUCUCUUCGGAGCAGCAGCGCGCGGAAGAUAGCCAGACGGACAAAAACCGGCGCGUGGCCGAGGACAUAAGGCGUCUGCAGAGCGGUUUGUCCUCGGAAGCAAACGUGCGCAUGCUGGAUGUCGAAAACGUGUUUGCCCGUAUGCAGAUGCUGAAGGAGGAAAUCAUGGCCCAGGUGGAUUCGGAGAAGCGGCAGCGGAUCCUAGGUGAGGAAAAGCUGAGCACGGACCAGACGCAGGUUCGGAGGCUUCUGCAAACGAAUUCUCCAACGCAGAACGUCGGGUCCAGGCUGUUUGACCGGUCAGGACCAGGUAUAACGCAGUUCUUGUCAUGCAUCAAAAGAAAUUUGUAUUCGAAUUCGAUUCUUUUUCUUUUGCUGGUGCUGGUGCUGGUCAGACGGUAAUCGCAGUAGCAACAUCUUCGCUGGUAAAUAAUGCUUCAAAGAGCGAAGGCUCGACAAUUUCUGAAAAAUUGCGUCCUCUUGUGCCUUAACCAAAAAAGGUAACAUGGUUUCGCCGAUACGAGGCACCGCAGACCCGACGUUCCUGUUCGGAGACGGAAAUUCAAGCUGGCUUUCCGGCGCCGGGUCACCGCCUAGAUAGGUUCCGUCGAUUAUCUUGGUAGUGAAAAACAAAGAAUCUUUAACUUUUCAUCAUUAGCUUCAAUUUCAGAAUUUGGGUACAGAAAAUUUUGUACAAUGUUGACCUUCUUCUCAGUGAACGUUUCGUCCAAAAUUAAAUCAAUGCUAGAACAAUGUAUAACUCGAUAAAAACCUUCCGAAUUAUGUACAUCACAUUAGCCUGAUACGCCUUCGAUAUCAUCGCUUUAUUGGGACGAGUAUAUCAUCUUGAUUGAGUUACGUAGUCGUGAUCAACACAAACCCUUGGAUGAUUCAGAAAAGUGAAAAUCAUACGUAGAAGACGAGGUCAUCCUCAUCUCGUAAUGUGCCAUAAUAAUUAGCAACGAAAAGCAAAUGCACGUCAAAUGAACCCUUGUAAGAUGUAAGUCUAAGCAGAACUACUUGAAAAGCCAUCGUGGCCAAUUGAGGAGGUACACGAGGAGUAUCACAAUUGGAGGCCUGCGCCUGCCUGCACGUAGGCGGCCGAUGCGGACGGCACGGCAGUGUAUCAUGUGUUUUUUCGAC